AUGCAAGGUAACCCUACUGCUCUUUUCUUGCAGAUGUCGGAAGACGCAGAUAACGUUGCAGUAGAAGAAAAUGUAGACAAGCGUAUCCCAAAAGUUUUGAAUGUAGAAGAAAAUCGAAACAUAAUAGAAAGUCUGAGAGGCAAAGUAAGAGAAAAGCUAAAAAAUGCCAAGAUUAAUCAAGGUGAAAAAUCGUCAACUCAACUGCUCAUUGAUAAUAAGAUAUAUCAGUGGUCUAAGCUUAACCCACAGGCUGAAGUUCCACUGGAUGAAGGUCUUUCAUUUUUCAUUCUGAGUGGUGAAGAAGACUCAGCUAUAGGCCAAUCUGCAGAGCAGAGAUCAGUAAAUGGUAGUCACCACAAACAUUUUUCACUUGGUGGUGAUUUACAGAACUUUGCUGAGGGCCAAGAUGAAGAUUUUGUGGAAGAAGUCAUUUUCCCAGAUUUACUUGAAGUAAAGGCUGCUGAUUAUAAAGAUGACCAAGAACAAAUAAAAAAACAACAGGCAAAUAUUUUUGUUCCAAGUAGUUCUCCAGUGAUCAACCAGCUUAAACUGCCAGAAGAUAUGAUGCCACGCAUUUUAGAAGAAGAAGGAUUCUAUAUUCAGAAAAAGCCAGAAAUAUAUAAAAAGACCUGCAACAAAAUGGAAAAUCGUCUGCUUAAACUAGAAGAGCUUAAAGCACUGACGGAUGCUACCAGAUUAGCAAAUGAAAAUUCGGAAAUAAGCCAGCUGACCAGAGAAUCUUUGCAGGAUUAUUAUUGGCAGAUAAGGUCUCCUGAGGAGCUGCUCACUAAUCACUGGGAAUUAACAGAAACUGGGAAAAAAUCCAGAAGUCAGUCAACUGCUUGA
Messenger RNA from Capra hircus (goat), 846 nucleotides. It is a transcript of the gene C26H10orf131, whose product is annotated as chromosome 26 C10orf131 homolog. NCBI's taxonomy places the organism in Eukaryota, Metazoa, Chordata, Mammalia, Artiodactyla, Bovidae. The coding region runs from base 1 to 846 and encodes 281 amino acids. The record is from RefSeq and is a predicted model, not a curated record. The transcript has 8 exons. Gene Ontology annotation, biological process: protein localization to ciliary transition zone; non-motile cilium assembly. Gene Ontology annotation, cellular component: ciliary transition zone.